Molecule: messenger RNA, 318 nt
Organism: Penicillium lagena
Lineage: Eukaryota; Fungi; Ascomycota; Eurotiomycetes; Eurotiales; Aspergillaceae
Exons: 1
Coding region: 1-318 (105 amino acids)
Source: RefSeq, a predicted model, not a curated record
AUGACCCACGCUGAAGAAGAGUCUGUUGUUUACCUUCCUUCCCCCGAUAAUCCUGCCUCUCCUUCCCUACUCUCGCCAUCCUCCUCCUUCUCCUAUCUCGCCGCCUCAGACGAAUCUAGCACUGAAGGCCAGUUCUCCUUCCCUCUGGGAAUCUCGUCCCUCGCCGCUCGCAGCUCACUCAACAUCCUGCGCUGGGCCAGUUCCCAGAGCUUCCAGAGUUUCACGAGCGAGCAGAUAAGGGCACUCGAUACCGUCGAGGGUGUGUCUGCCGACAGCCAAGGUAUCUACCACACACACCACCCUCUCUUCUGGCCUUGA